This is a messenger RNA of Rotaria sp. Silwood1, 447 nucleotides long. The record is from the annotation of a GenBank genome assembly. Lineage: Eukaryota; Metazoa; Rotifera; Eurotatoria; Philodinida; Philodinidae.
AUGUUUACCAAUUUAUCAUUGCCACUUGAAAGUUUUCCAUGGAUAUAUUUUCUUCUUUUUCUAAUUGUUAGCACGUUUGCAGAUUUAGAUUCGGAUGAAUUUCAAAUUAAAUCAAAUGAAGCUUUACAAUUUCUUUUUCGUGAUCGGCGUAGUUUCCUUCAUCCAGGCAAGACCAAAUGUGAAGAGCAAAAACGUGAAGCUCGUAAAGCUUAUGAAGAAAAAUGUUCAAUACUAGGUAAACGUUUUUGUCCAAGAUUAAGUACAUGGAGAGAUUUUCAGCAAUGGGAAAUUGGUGGUGGUUAUGAAAGUAAAAGAAAUCCAUUGCCAACACAACCACCAACUCCGCAUAUACAAACAAUGCGUACAUAUCAUACACGUCUUUACACACCAGCAACAUUACCUACAUAUCACACACCUCUUUACACACCAGCAAGAUUACGUAAAUAA